CUUUCAUUGAAUCUAUGUUACUCCAUUAUUUAAAAAAUAAAAAUAGAAGGCAAUAACCAUAUAACUGAGAUAGUGUAACAUAUAAAAAUGAUAUUACCAUAAACAUUAAAUAACACUGUCUGAAUAUACCUACCAUAUCAUAAAUCCUCAUUUAUAGCAUUUAGACAAACACAAACAACAAUCCAUCUAAAAAAAAAGAAAGAAGAAAAAACUCAACAAAAAAACAUGGAAGAAGAGAAACAACAACAACAACAACAAAACUUUGGUAAUUAUUAUCUUAGUAACAUGUUGUUACAAGGUCCUUGUGAAUUUCUUGAUGAAUUAGUAUCAACAAUUCUUAGAUGUUUAGGCCUUCAACAAGAUCAUUCUCCUCCUCCUACACCUCCUACUACGACUACAACGGAUGAUGAUGUUGUUGCUGCUUGUACUGAUGUUACUACGACUAUUCCGAGUUCAUCCUCAACUACCGUGAUCGACAACGAUAGUGGUGGUGAAGAUGGGGGUGAAGAGACAACAAUAAGUACUAGUGUUGGUUCAAGUGGAGUUAUUGUGAUUGUUCCGAGUUCAACGCCUUUGAUGGAUAAUGGUGAAAAAGGAGAAGAUGAGACGACUUGUCCGACUCCGGAAACACCAGAUGUAGGUGGUGGUGGUGGCGAUGAUGGUGGUGAUGACGGUGGUGGAAGUGCAGGAGGAGGGGGUGAUUAUUUUCCACCUACAGACACUGAGGGAGGCUUAGUGCCGCAACCAAAGCAGAGUAGAAUCAGGGUUCCACCAAGGCCUGGAGUUAGUACUGGAAAAGGAGGUCAAACUCACUAAACUAACUACUACGACUACGAGUACGUACGUACCUACAAGUUUCUCUUCGUGCCACAAACUUUCAUAUGUGUCUUUCCCAGCUCAAUAAUUUCGUGAUAUCCUUGGGAGCACCGUGCCCUAACCUCUCUUGUAGGUGUGUAAUGUUCGAUUAAAAAAAAAAAAACAUAAUCUCGUAAAAACUUGGCAUCAUCAGUUAUUAAUUGAGACAAAAUGAUGCAGUAGUUCAUCAUAUUUUUAUUUUCAGUUGUGCGUGUGAAUAGUGAAUUAUGGCUUGUGAGUGUGUAUAUGAUCUGAUGAUGAUAUGCAGAGAUUAUAUUCAAGGACAACCCCUACCCAAAAAUAUUGUGUAGUUAUCAGUUAUGUGUGAGAUUUAUCGAAAUUUAUACUUCGUAA
Chenopodium quinoa (quinoa) is the source of this 1209-nucleotide messenger RNA. RefSeq names its product hormone receptor 4-like. The record is from RefSeq and is a predicted model, not a curated record. The coding region runs from base 226 to 816 and encodes 196 amino acids. NCBI's taxonomy places the organism in Eukaryota, Viridiplantae, Streptophyta, Magnoliopsida, Caryophyllales, Amaranthaceae. The transcript is spliced from 2 exons.